CUUCUCCCCCAAUUUCAGUAUAUAGUGUAAAACCCUAUUUCAGCCAAAUCACAAAAUCACAAGCGUUUUAAGGUAAUGGAUCGAGAAUCACUAGAGAAACGACCUGCGAUCUUCGUAGUCGGAUCCCCCAACGUUGGCAAACGGACACUAAUCUCAAGACUACUUAAGGUGGAUUUUGAUGAUGACUCAGAUACAUCACUUGAGUUAUCCGUCAAUGGGUGGACGAUCAACACAAAGUAUUACACAGCAGAUGUUGCAGUAUGGAUAGCUAAUCUUUCUGAUGAGCUAUCUAUUACAAGCUUUCCAGAUGUGAAUCGGAUAGUUGCCUUGGUUAUGGUGUUCGACACCAGCGAUCUCACAACACUAGUUGCUCUAAAAGAAUGGGUUUCACACACUGACAUCCAGAAGUUUGAAAUAUUGCUGUGCAUCGGUAACAAGGUGGAUCUUCUUCCUGGACAUCCAUCACAUGUAGAGUACAAGAGACGCUUGAUGAAGCUUGGUGAAUCAUCUGUCAAUUUUCAUCUGGACUUCUCUGAUUAUGGUAUAUCUGAAACUGAAGGAAGUAGUUUAUUGGGGAACGAAGAGCCAUCCUUGGGAUUUAAGAGAUCUUGCAUAGAGUGGCGUCUGGAACACAAUAUUGAAUAUGUUGAAGCUUGUGCAUCAAAUACUGAUUUUGACCAAUGUCUCUCUGUUGAGGGUGAUUCACAGGGUGUUGAUAGACUUUAUGGUGCUCUCUCUGCUCAUAUGUGGCCUGGAAUGUUGUUUAAAUCUGGUGACAGGAUAAACGAGCCUUCAUUGCCUGAGCAAGAAGAGUUGUCCGAAGAAGAAGAAUCGGAUUAUGAACCUGAAUAUGAAGUAUUAUCUUCUGCUCAAUCAUCAUUCGGCUAUUCUGGCGCCCCGAUUCGUGGGUCUCUCGCCCCGUCGCCCCGCGACCCGGGGUCCCCCCUCAUCGCCCCGGAGCCUGAAUAUGAAGUAUUAUCUUCUGCUUCAGCAGAACCAUGGGAUGAUAUAGGAUGGAUGUCAGCAGAUGGUCCCCUUUCUACCUCAGGAAGUGGGAUGCCUAUGGAAAAGGUUCCUGAAACUUCAGGUAGAGAAAGUGAAGAUAAAUCCAUCAGAGAAGAGAACCAGCCGUCAACAUCAGCCUCUCAGUUGCCCAAAGAGCUUGACCAUGAGAAGGCAUUUGAAGCAGACCCAACAUCAGAGCUUAAUGAUGAUAAAACUUAUGAAUUUGAAGAUUUGGAAAUGCUAAUGGCUGAAAUUGGCAACGAGCGCAAUGGCUUGAGGCUGAUGCCUGAUUUCCAGAGGAGGGAGAUGGCUGCAAAGCUGGCAAUGAAAAUGGCUGUAAUGUUUGGAGACAGUAGUGGUGGUGAGGAGGAGGAGUUGGAGUGAAAGGAAUAUAGCAGUAGCACUCUGAUUUGGAUCCUGGAGUGUGACUGUCACUGUACAAGGAAAAAAUGGUAUCAGCUUGAGUAUGUAUUUGAAGAGAAUCAGGCAAGUUACAAGUAUCAACUGAAGUUUACCUGCUCUAAUAUGAAAGUGUCCUGUCUGCUGGACAAUGGAGAAUCACAAGUGAAGUUCAGAGGUUAGUUCUCAAGGGAGAUGACAGUAUUAUAUUGGUUUAUUAAAUACUGUCGAACUUUUAACAUGGAACAAUACAUAGACAGGGUUUGAGAUUUGUUAUUCUUGGAAGAUUGUGAGUGAAUCCAAGUACAAUAGGUUUAUGUGUUUAGGUUAAAUGAAGAAAACUCAGAUGAAACAGAUUUGGCAUGUUAUAGUGGUGAAAGCAAUGGAUGAUUUCGGUUAUUGUUAA
Salvia splendens (bonfire salvia) is the source of this 1810-nucleotide messenger RNA. RefSeq lists its product as uncharacterized. Bases 76 to 1389 code for a protein of 437 amino acids. Gene Ontology annotation, molecular function: GTPase activity; GTP binding. The record is from RefSeq and is a predicted model, not a curated record. The transcript has 7 exons. Lineage: Eukaryota; Viridiplantae; Streptophyta; Magnoliopsida; Lamiales; Lamiaceae.